ACCCGCGAGAAACCCGCGAGAGAGUUUGGCCUGGUGGGGAACAGGUCGGUGUCAGGGGUCGUCUUAGUCGGCAGUCGGUCUCUGGUCGGCCCCAAGAAUAGUCGUAUCGAGGCGGUAGUCGAGUAUCACCUCUCUUCUCCUCCUCCUGCUGCUAGUGCCGGCACGAGCGCACUCGGGUACCCACAGGCACACGCGUGGCUUAUCGACUUGGCUGUGCGCGCGCCCACUCUUUUUCUCUCUCUCUCUCUCUCUCUCCUUCUUUCUCUUCUCUCCUUUCUCUUUCAUUCUAUCUUCGCUCUCCUCCUCCUCACCACCCCACCCCUAUUUCUACUCUCUUUUUUCUUCGCUCCUCUCUCGUUUCUGCCUCCUCCGCCGCCGCCGCCGUCGCCUCUCCUUCUGUUCUCGCUCCUUCCUCCCCCACCUCCAGUGUCCACCACCCACCCUACGGUGUGCGUAGAGCGCACACCCUCUCUGCCCUGUGUCUCGGUGGCUCGUGCCACCGCGCAUCCACCCAGCGUCGAUAUACCACGAUACCGCGGAUACUACUACGCGGGGAUACGCGGCUGAUCUACCGCGUGCGCGCGAUCCCGAUCUCGAUCUCGAUUCCGAUCCGAAACUCGACCCGGUGUCAACGCGUUCGACCUGUUUUCCCGCGGCACGAGUGUUCUCUCCGACUAGCGUUAGCCCAAGUGACAGUGCAAAGUGCGUGGAAACGGAGCAUCGAAGAGGGUUACCGCGAGUUUCGUACACCAGUGAAUCACGACAGGCGAACGAAUCGUCGAUCGACGGUCGGUGCUCGGUCCGAUUUAGUGCGCGUUCGAUCUCUAUCCGAAUCGAGAGACGAAGGAAAACUUGGAGCUUCGAUCAUUAGCCUCUAUAUCUAGUGAAACGCGGAACGCGCGUGACGAACAAGGAUGUCGCCCUCGGGACGUCGAUCCCGAGGUAGCGCGUACUCUGAACGAGUGCGCGAGUGAGUGAGGAAUAUAGCUAAGUAAGUGCGUGGGUUUUGUUGGACCGCGUGACCGAGUUGGCGCGUUCGCGCUAAAGGAACGAUACCGGUGUUGGACCGGUGUGGGUAAAGGUAGAAUAAGGCAAAGAGGAAAGAUAAAAGGAUCACCGGUAGGAUAAAGAAAAAGUGGUAAACCGGGCUGUAAAGGAAAGAUAGAAACGGCGAGGAGGCGGAAACCGUCUCGGGGUGGUCGGUGGUCGCGGCCGAGAAGAGGAAACCGGCAGGGUGGUUCGAGGAGGGACAGGAGGCGCUGACGCCCUGGCGACUGCCGGGGUGGUUUACCCGGCCGCGACAGCGACGUUGUUCCCUGGCCGGGUGUCAGCUGGACACCACCACCCCGAGUUCACCACCACGUUGGAGGUGGGGUUCCCGGCGCGCGGCACCACCGCCUCUAUGGCGUUGGUGGCCGCGCCGCCCUCGUGGCCCUCGCGGGACCCCGGGGCCAGCUUGGCCGCGACCGCAGCCGCAGCCGCCGCUGGAGCCGCUGCCGUGGCAGCCUCCACCGCUGGACCGGGCCCUAUACAAAUCGCGCCGCCGCCCCCGAUGCCCCCGACCCACCUAACACCCUCUGCCACGCCGGAGGACAUUACCUGCCUAGUUCCAGCCGGUGCGGUUCUCACGCCUCGGGACCCUUUGCCACCCAGCACUACCCCAGGAAGUCAAGCGAACAGUUCGCAAUCCGGCAGUUCGCAGACCGACAAAUCGCCCAACAUCGAGUGCGUCGUCUGCGGGGACAAGAGUAGCGGUAAACAUUACGGCCAGUUCACCUGCGAAGGAUGCAAAAGCUUCUUCAAGAGAAGCGUGAGGAGAAACCUAACUUACUCGUGUCGAGGGAAUAGGAACUGUCCGAUCGACCAACACCAUAGGAAUCAGUGCCAGUUUUGUCGAUUGAAAAAGUGCCUGAAGAUGGGCAUGCGUCGGGAAGUGCAAAGAGGUCGAGUGCCACCGUCGCAACCGUCGCUGCCAGGUCUACCCGGACAAUUCGCGCUGACGAACGGCGACGCGGUCGCGUGCGCCAGCCUGAACGGACACUCUUACCUUUCCUCCUACAUAAGUUUGCUGCUGAGGGCGGAACCGUACCCGACCUCCAGAUACGGCCAGUGCAUGCAACCGAACAACAUCAUGGGAAUCGACAACAUCUGCGAACUCGCCGCGAGAUUGCUAUUCUCCGCGGUCGAGUGGGCCAGGAACAUCCCGUUCUUCCCGGACCUUCAAGUGACCGACCAGGUCGCCCUGCUCAGGCUAGUUUGGAGCGAGUUGUUCGUGCUAAACGCGAGCCAGUGCUCGAUGCCCCUGCACGUGGCGCCGUUGUUGGCGGCAGCCGGUCUUCACGCAUCUCCAAUGGCAGCGGACCGGGUCGUCGCUUUCAUGGACCACAUCAGGAUCUUUCAGGAACAGGUGGAAAAACUGAAGGCGUUGCACGUCGAUUCCGCCGAGUACAGUUGCCUGAAAGCCAUCGUCCUCUUCACCACAGACGCAUGCGGAUUGUCGGACGUGGCGCACAUCGAGUCGCUUCAGGAAAAAUCUCAGUGCGCGCUGGAGGAAUACUGCAGGACACAGUACCCGAAUCAACCUACGAGGUUCGGCAAGCUGUUGCUUAGAUUGCCGUCGCUUAGAACGGUGUCGUCGCAAGUGAUCGAGCAGCUGUUCUUCGUACGGCUUGUCGGGAAAACGCCGAUCGAGACGCUGAUCAGGGACAUGCUGUUGAGCGGUAGCAGCUUCAACUGGCCGUACAUGUCCACGAUGUGACAUUCUGUCUGGCGACAGCUAGCUUCCGCCUAAUACUGUCGCUCGCUUCCCGUCUCGUCUCGCGAUCCGGAGCCAGCGAUCGUUCAAACCACCGGCCAAUUUCCCUCCACGCCCCACGGUUUCUAACCGUUUCGGAAGCUGGCACCGUUGCUUUCGUUCGUUCGAAGAUGAGAAACAACAGCUGAAAGUUGACGACGGUGGAUGGUCGAGGAAGGUAGAGAGAAAAGUGGGCGGCGGGUGCGUGCGCGUUACGAGGGAAGCCAGCUCGAAAGAAAGGAAGGGCGGAGAAAAGGUGAGACGCGAUAAAGACGUUACUCGGACGAAGAAUCGAAGGCGCCGACUGGCUCUUCGAGCAGCACGGCCAGAAAGCGUUUAAAGUUUCUUUUGUGAGCGCGGCCCGAUCGAGCCGAUCGCAUCGGAUCGAUCGAGAAUAGAUAAGGACUCUGUUCGCGUCGCCUGCUGAACCCGCAUCCGCGACAUUCUAAUUUCUAAGGACGCGUCCCGAACGAUCCGAAUAGCCGCAACCUUUCGACGGACGGAGAAGGAUAGCUGGUUAGAGAUGUAACUCGCCGUGGCGUGGCGUGGCGUGGCGUGGCAUGGCGUGGCGCGAAGAAAUCAUAAAUUAGCAUUUGUAAUCGACGGCGGGGGAUCUGGUAGAUCCUCGCUCGGUAUCUCGCAUCGAUCUUCGCGUCGAGUAAUUGCCGUUAGUCCAGUCAUGCCGAAGCCCUUAGUCAUUCGUUUCGACGUUUCGUUCUCCCCGUUCGUUGCCUCGUUCCCACCAAUCUCCCCACGAUUCCACUAUCCUUCUCUUUUUUCCUGCUCGCGAAAAACAGUUCGCUUUCGAUCGCCUUCUGUCCACCGCGUCUACUCGCGAGCACGUUUCGCGCUGACACCGUAAAAUCGCACUUUUUAUCGAACCUUCAAACUUUUUCUCUUCAUUUUACCUCUCUCUCUUUCUCUCUGCACGUUGCCUCGCCGAGAAAACUUUUUACCUUCUUUUACGCUUCGAGUUGCGUCAAAGUCCUUCAAUUUUUAACGUUUUCGGUCAAUUUUUCGAUUACACGGAACGAGGAAACGAUAGCUGGGAGAAGAAUAAAAAGGGAGCUGUACGAAAGGUAUAGGAACUCCGAGAAACGUCGAGCGGAACGUAACGGUUCAGCUGCGAGGAUAUUAUUUAUCGUUCGUCCGGGGUGCGCGGAGCUUCCGGAUCUUAAUCCCGCUAAUAGCCUUUGCCCCGGCUAUCCAGUUUAAGUUUGCGAUCACCAAUCCCCCUGAUUUACCGAUUAGCGUGAUUUAAAAAAAAAAGCGUCGAUGCGUUGUCUCGCGAAACCUUCUCCUUCCUUCGUAGAUUUGCGAAACUUUUAACGACACCGUGUUCAGUUUGGCGGAUAGCGAAUAAUAAUUAAAGCGAGAAAGCGAAAGGUUGGUCGGUGACUAAACGAGCAACCCGCGGACAAAUAUAUUUUUCUUCCGGAUGCGUUCGACGGUGAUGGUCGUUUGGUUUCCGGCGAGCCUUGCGGUCCAUCGAUGGGCAAGUUGAGAAAAUCCGCGGGGAAAGGAUCGCGAGGAUAUUCGACAAACGCAAUGUGAUAUACACGUGUACGUGGAAAAUUAGAAUUCGAAUGUUUUUUCGAGAGACGGUGCUUCUUUUUUUAACGAGUUUAUAAAUAGUGUACGAUACCUGGAUGCGAUGCGAACGAUGCGCGUAUCGUUCGAGCGAAACGAGACAUUUUCAAAUGUACUGCGUUACGUUAAAUGUGGCAAUGUCGAGCUAGUUACUUAGAGAACCACUUAGGGGUAUAUGGGAUAUUUCUAAUAUUUUUAACCAGCGAUCGUUUCUUAAAAGCGACCCGCGACGCGUACAGACACACGAUACACAUUGACACACAUACAUAGGAAACGCGGAGCGUCUCGAUCGGACGCGAUCCAAAACGGGGAUGAACAAAUUUUCGAGUUCGGAUUCCGCUCGAGACGCGUACGCGUCGCGAAACGCGCGCGAGUGCUCGUCAAACUGAACAAUUGUAUUAUAUGUAUACCGACACACGACCGUUGCGUUACGACCGUUCAAUGUACGUAGGCCGAAAAAGACAUCUAUAUAAAGUUAUGUAUAAAGACGCGAGAACCUUUUUGUAUAAAACGUGUACAUAAUUAAUAUAUGCAUAUACAUAUAUAUAUAUAUAUAUAUAUAUAAAUACAAAUAUAAAUACGAUUACAAACAC
Molecule: messenger RNA, 4977 nt
Organism: Osmia bicornis bicornis
Lineage: Eukaryota; Metazoa; Arthropoda; Insecta; Hymenoptera; Megachilidae
Gene: svp
Product: steroid receptor seven-up, isoforms B/C
Exons: 4
Coding region: 1403-2758 (451 amino acids)
Biological process (GO): regulation of transcription by RNA polymerase II; anatomical structure development; cell differentiation
Molecular function (GO): zinc ion binding; RNA polymerase II cis-regulatory region sequence-specific DNA binding; nuclear receptor activity
Source: RefSeq, a predicted model, not a curated record